UCUAUCACCCUCUGAGUUUCAUUCGUUGUCAACUAAACCAAAAUUCAAACAACCUGAUGAAUGAUUUAAAGUAAUUCAAUAAAAUGUAUUGAUUAACGAGCACCGUCAGUUGAAUUGUCGCGUAGUUUCGUUAUAAUCAGUGCCUUUAUUAUGUGAUAAUUGAAAAGGAAAGAAAAUGUUUCGAAGGAAUAAAAAGGAACACAAAGCCAAAUUAGAACACAAACUCUAUUUGGCUCGUGAAACCCCAGAACCAAUAUUUGAUUUAUCCGAAUGCGGCUUAGAUGCCGUUCCUUCAGGGAUAUAUUCAUUGUGUCGAGUUUUUUUGAAGGAAUACUUAAAACUGGAGAAUAAUAAUUUGUCGUCGUUAAGUGGAGGAGGAAAUUUGCAAGAUUUGUCCGGCUUAAAACUAUUAGAUAUUCAUUGUAAUGAAUUUACGGAAUUACCGAAUCAAAUAGAGUGGCUGACUAAUCUAAAGGUGUUAUAUGCCAACAAUAACCAUAUAAAGAAGCUACCUGCAUCAUUGUGCAAUUUAAUAAAUUUACAAAUACUAGAUCUUUCAAACAACAAGUUACAAAUGCUGCCGGAUAAUUUGGGAAAUUUAAAACAAUUAAAAGAAUUACAUUUAAAUGGAAAUAAACACUUGAAAAAGCUCCCCAAGACUACAUGUCAGUUAAAAAGUUUAAUUAAAUUAGAAUUGGAUAUUCCACAUUAUAUUUAUCCACCUCAACAUAUUCUAAAUAUAGGGCUUAAGGAAAUCAUGGACUAUAUUCAUGCUGAUAAUGAUUGUUCAUGUGACAAAAAUAAACUUGUAUCAAGUAAUCCCGCCUUAGAAGAUAACAAAUGUGAUGAUUAUCUUAAUUUGGAUGAAUUAAAUUUUCAGGCUAAAAUGUGGCAGCUUGAAAAAAUAAAGGAACAAAAACGUUUCGAAUUCCUCGAAAUCGAGCGUCAAAACGAUUUGAUGCAAAAACAAGAAUUGGAGUUGGCUAAUGCGAUGAAAAUCGACAAGAAAAAAUUAUUAGAAGAUAUAACGGAACAACAAAAUAAAUUAGAUCACCAAUUAAUAAAGAUUCAUAAUGAAAGAGAAAUCGAUCGGUUUCGUUUAAUGGAACAACUCCACGAUGUCGAAGAAAACGCAGAUGUUGCAAUAAAUAAAUUAUUAACGUCUAACCGAGAACCAUUGGCGUAUCUUAUAGAACAAGAACAAGUUUUCGAGGAAAAAAUGUUACAAGCAGCUCUAGAAUCCAACAGCCAAUUGUUGUGCAAACAAGAUAUUUUAAGUGCCAUGCAAGAACUUAUCGAAUACGAAACUGCCAAAUUCCAAGAGUUUUCUAGUAACAAAAAUGAAAUUACUCGAAGUAUUUUAGAAGAGGAAUUGAAAAACAAUCAACAUUUAACGGAUUUAUUGGAAUCGCAAAAUUUAAGACAAUCAGAAUUAGUUGACACCUUACAAAACGAUAGCGAAUUACAAAAAGCAGCCGUUGGGACUUUAUUGGAGAAAAGCGAUGCGAGAAUUUGGGGUUUGGUACAACAAGUUCGUCUGGUUGAGUCUCAAUUGGCCGCUUUAACUUCAAUUGAAUUAGAUAGAAAGAAAUUAAAAAUUGACAAACAAAUUAAUGAUUUAGCGGAAAAAAGAUGUAACCUCUCUUUAUUAUUAAUGCAACUUCUUGAAGAACAAAACGUAAGAAGAACUCAAUUAUUAUCAACGAUAAAAACGUUAGAAUUGAAUACUGAUAAUUCUGAAGAUUAUUGGUUGAGACAAUACCAACAAAUUUUGGAUCAUUUACCAAAAGGAAUAGUCGAGGCUCAAAACAACAUGAACCCAAAUUUAGUUGAAGCGUUAUUAAUGGAAGGGGUGUUACAUUGUAUUCCGUUUUUAUCGAAAUGGGCCAAUGAUGAAACCACCUUAUUAAACGUAACUGCAGAAGAACUUAAAGCUGCUGGUAUCAACAAUCAAGAAGACUGCACAAAUAUUUUAAAUGCAUUCCAUUUGUAUAAUAAACAAAAAUAUCAAACAACCCAAGUGGAUGGUGAUAAAUUACCAUCAGCUCCAAUUAUGGAAGUUGAAGAAGCGAGUGCGCCACCCGAAGACUUCGUAGCUUUUGUAUCAUCAGAAUGUGUUAUUUGUUUACAUCUAGCGUGUCAAAUAAUCUUUGUGCCAUGUGGUCACUUUUGCUGUUGUAAUAAUUGUUCGUUAUCAGUUAGUGAUUGUCCACUUUGCAGAUCAACUAUUAAACAUAAAAUUAGGACAGCGACGUCUUAGCAUGAUGAAAAAAUCAACAUUAAUUUUAUUGAUACAUAACAUAUAAAUACAACUUUAUUCUA
Messenger RNA from Onthophagus taurus, 2322 nucleotides. RefSeq names its product E3 ubiquitin-protein ligase LRSAM1. NCBI's taxonomy places the organism in Eukaryota, Metazoa, Arthropoda, Insecta, Coleoptera, Scarabaeidae. The record is from RefSeq and is a predicted model, not a curated record. Gene Ontology annotation, cellular component: cytoplasm. Gene Ontology annotation, molecular function: protein binding.